GAUCCGGCCCGGGUUUCCCUGCAUCCUGGCGUCUCGGUGCCAUCCGGGGGGAAGAGUUUAGGCGGUAGCGACCCCGGGAGGGAUGAGGAAGGUGGAUGUGCGGUGGCUGCUUUUUCAGGGACCUGUGGGAUUUAAGAAUAUCUCUCCUAAGAGAAUUUGCUGCUUCUACAGCUUCCGUCUUAGUGUGCAUUGAUGAUUUCAUUUGAAAUACCUAUCUGAAGAAACUAACAGUAAGCGAGGUGUAACUGCUUUUUAAAAAUGUUCAAAGUUCAGCAGUGUGUAACAGCUAACAGGAUACCCAAGAAAAAGCCAUAUAUCUGUGACAUUUGCUGUAAGCAGUUUGAAACACCGUCAAAAUUAGCUAGGCAUUAUCUAAUACAUACUGGUCAAAAGCCUUUUGAAUGUCAUGUAUGCCAUAAAACAUUUAGGCAACUAGUCCACUUGGAGAGGCAUCAGUUAACCCAUAAUCUGCCUUUUAAGUGUACUGUUUGUCACAGAACCUUCAAAAACUUAAUCACUUUUUUAAAGCAUCAGCAGCUUCAUAAUGAAAAUUAUCAGAGUGAUACCAAGCAAGCAGAAAACUCUGUGAAUUUUGAGCAAGACAGGGUCACUUAUGGCAUAUUUCAAUGUUCUAUGUGCUGGAAGUCUUUUACAACUGAAAAGAGGUGGAUGCUGCAUCAGUGCCUGAAGGCAGAUCAUCUACAUGGUGCCAGAAGGAGAAAGAAAACUCACACGUGUGAAUCGUGUAACAAGACAUUUCCAUCAAGAUCUAAGUUGGAAAGACACUUCCUUAUUCACACUGGCCAGAAACCUUUUAAGUGUUCUUCAUGUGGUAAAUCUUUCAGGCAGUCAACACACUUGAAAAUUCAUCAGCUCACACACACGGAGGAAAGGCCUUUUCAGUGCUGCUUUUGUCAGAAGCGGUUUAAAAUACAGAGCAAACUCGUGAAGCACAAACAGCUCCAUGCCAGAAAUAAGACUUUCCCCAAUAUUUUAUACAAAGCGAAGACUCUUAAAUAUCCUAGACUACAGAACCUGUUGGAAGGAAAGAGGGAUAGCUGUGAGAGUGCUGACACUUUCCAAUCACAGGAGAAUGACCCACAUGAUGUUCACUCAAUUUAUACAGUACCCUUUCAGUGCCCAGCAUGUGAGCAGUGUUUUGAAACAGAGCAGGUUCUAAAUUUGCACAAGUGUUGUUAUCUGAGAGAUGGCAAAAGUUCAAAUAGUGGUACAACAGCGUGCAGCUGCACACUCAUCAUGAAAAAUAAGAUUAUAAAGAAGCAGAAGCGUACUGGAGGAAAAGCAACAGAUUUUUCUCUGACUGACAGAAAAAAAAUAAAAUUAGGUCACUUUAAAAGUCCUGACCUGGUUGCAGCUAGAGAUCAGUGUUCUGAUCAGCAUGCUUCCACUAAACCUUUCAAGGAUUGCCAUAGCAAGCUUGACAUGCACAAGGCACUUAGUAAUCGGAUGAAAAGAACAUUUGCUGUGCCAUUACCUUGGCAAGAGCACCCACAACCUCACGACUUUGGAAUUAAGUUACAAGGUAUGCUCACUGGUGAAAGCAUGUUAAACAUCGAUGAUUCACUGCAUAAUAAAGGUGACGCUUUUUAUGGUUCAUCAGAUGAUGGUUUCUUUGAUAAUCCAGAAAUACUUCACUGUUCUUUUUCAGCUUCUGCUAAAAAUAUACAUAAUAGACACAAAGUGUGUAAAUGUGACAGAUGUGAAAAAAUCUUUCCAUCUUCAUCCAAACUUCAAAGACACUAUCUUAUACACACAGGACAGAAGCCCUUUGGCUGUAAUGUUUGUGGAAAGACAUUUAGACAGUCAGCUCACUUAAAAAGACAUCAGCUCACCCAUACUGAAAAGAGACCCUGUAAAAGCCCUGUUUGUCAGGUGGAAUUUGAAAAUCUGAACAAAGUUUUCAAUCAUCAGGGAGAUCACGCUGAAUUUAAGUCGUCUCAGCCUUUGGGUUACUCGGGUUAUUCUCAAGCACCUUCACAGGCAUCAGGCUUUCAAGAAUUUGAGCUUAUUCAGUCAAACCAAGCAGCUGAAAUCAAAGUUGAAAUUGAGUCAGGGGACCUUGUUCUUGACACCAGCAGUAGAAACACACAGCCAUAUUUGUGUAGUAAAUUCCUGGAAACAGAGCAAAGCUCUUACAGCUGUUGUCACGGUUUUUCUGAAGGCACUGAAAAAAGUGAAGUUGUUAACAAAUUGUAUCAAUGCAGUAUCUGCUUUAAAACUUUUAAAUCACCCUCUAAGCUUGAAAGACAUUACCUGAUGCAUGCUGGACAGAAGCCCUUUGAAUGUUUAGUUUGUGGUAAAAAUUUCAGACAGGCCCCACAUUUGAAAAGACAUCACCUUAUUCACUUUAAAGAGAGCUUAAAGCUGAGUUCCACUGAGCAGCAACCGGAGAGUAUAUUGUUUUUAUCAAAACUGCAUAAUGCCCUGUGAAAUUAUAUAUUAACAUUUUGGUUGCAUAAUUAUUAAAAGGCUUAUGUUAGGCUAAAGUAGAAAAAGGGGAAAAAGUUUAAUGACAAAAAAUGUUUUUGUGACAUUAUAGAAUAGUUAAUAGAAAAAAAAUAACUGCUUUGUAUGUGCUUGAAGUUCUAUGGAUGAGGAAUUAGAUCUUUUCCCUUUUUAUGAUAAAUUGUAAGUAGAUAAUGCUAAAGUAGCAGAGUUUAUAAUCAAAGAAUUUCACUGCAUCAUUAUCUCUACUUCUUUGUAUAUCCCUUUUUUUAACUUUUUCGGCCAAUUCAUAGAGUACUGAACUUUUUUGCUGCAAUGAAAGGGGACAAGAUAUCAGCAUUUCACACAAGCCUACUAUCUGUUCCAGUCUCCUUUCCUUCAAGCACACAUACUGCACUGGUAAAAUAACUGUUUUCUAAGAUGUGAUAAUGACUUGGAUGAGGAGUUUUGUCAGGAAGUCAUGUUCUUGUUACAUUAAAUAUAAGAGACUGAGAAUGACUUUUCACUCAAAUUAAGUAAUCCUUAUUUUGUCUUAAUAGAAUCUGUAUUUAUACUUUCUGGUAAGUAGAGAGCUUUGCCCAUUGUGCCUGCAGGGCUCGCAAAAUGUGUAAAUGCAGCGGAGCUUUAUUUAUUAUGAACAAGAAUGAAGUUUGCUUCUUUUUUUUUUUUUUUUUCCUCGGGAAAAACUACCUUUUAGGAUAUUUUCUUUUGUUACACAACUGCUGAUAAGUUGAAACGUGAAGUUCAAAAUCCUAUUUCUAAAUUAACAUAUCUGUAAGAUAUAUGGUGUUCUGUUCACUAUUUAAAGAGAUCGAUAUUUAUUUAAGUAAAAUGGCUUUGAUAUCUUUUAGAUUUUGGAAGUGAUUUAUCUAGGUUUUGCUGUGGCAUGAGCUUUCUAGGUUGAAGGGAGUUUUCAUUUUAUUUUUGUAAAUGUUAUUCUUUUCUGUUUUCAUAGAGAAUAAAACCAGGAGAGAUACUCAGAAACAGUCUGUAGUUUCUGUGGUUUUUGUAUAACAGAUUAUUUCAGUACAUUAAUAAUUACUAUAUAUUGAGACUUUUUCUCCUUAUGUGAAUUGUUUCAUAUUGAAAGAAUACUGUAUGUUUUGAUAGUGUAUUGUAGAGUUCCCUUAAAAUACUUGUAAUAAACUAUUUUAUUUAUAUUGUAUUUUUAUUGUUUACAUUACAUGAAAACCAGUUUUGAAACUAUAUGACAUUCAAUAUGCAGAAACGUUUUAGCCUGCAUAUCAAAAUAACUAACUUUGCACGUUAGAACAAUAGGUUUUGUUUCAGGUAGUUUUUGUUACUGAAAUAAAACAGAAAUAUGUUUAAAGAUAGUAAGAUCUUUCUUAAGAAGUCAGUGAUUUAAAAAAAUGCUAUGUUUGAGAGUAAUGCUUAGAGAAUGCUAAACUUUGACUAAAAUGAGGGGAAGGCAAUAUGGAAAGCUACUUUUCAGGGAUGAAGGGACACACUUAGGAAGUGUUACUGUGAUUAAUUUUGAUAUGAGUAAUCUUUGGGCCCUGUGGGAUUUCAGAAGGGCAUUAAGGGCCACUUUGUUUAUCUGGCUCUCUACCACUUUAUGAAAAGUUUUGUGUCAGCAUAAAUUCUCAAUUUUGGGGAAUUAUAGCAUAAAUAGCUAGCUAAAUAGAAAUAAGAAUAGAAUAAGAAUAGAAAUAAGAAUAGAAAUAAAUAGCUAGAAAAUGGCAAAGUGGUUUCUUAAAGGAGGAAAAAAAAUAUUAUGUUGAAAUCCUGUCUCUUUUGAAGUUAACAGUAAAAUUCUCCAAGUACCUUUGAAAACUUGAGCUAAAAUGGUUUUUUCCAGUGUUAACAAUAACACUUUGUUAGUAUGUAAGUAAUUUUCCAUAAUGCUUCAAGGCAAGUUCAGGGCAUCAGUCUUUCAAGUCUCCUUGGUGGCAAAGACAUUGCCUGUGGUUUUGUCAGGAGCUGAUGGCUAACAGUAAUAAUCUCAUAGUGCUGAAGUAGUAGGGAUUUUUUAAGACUAUAUGCAGAACCAAAGCACCUUGUAAACAGGAAAAGUGUGUCCUGUGUUAAUACUGAGCUCCCCCCAAGGAGAACUUCUCAAACUUCAUGGAUUCAGCUUUAAGGUAGUUCUGUGUGGAAUAAAUGAAGGACCAGGUAUUUUAAAACAAGCAGAAAAAAGCAAAGGGUUUAGUUUGGUUAUUUUUUUAAAGACAAAUAAAGUAUGUCAUACUAAACUCACUGGAACUACAGUACUAAAUGAUCACAUUACCGAUUUUCUGUCUAGAAAAAUGUCAUUAAAUAACUUUAAAAUGUUUAUUAUUUUAAUUGCUGUGCUAUCCUUGCAAUGUUUGCAGAAAGUCAAAACUUGCAGAAUAUCUAUAUAAAUAUUCCUAUUUAUGUCUAGGGAAAAAUUCAAAAAAGAAAAAAGCCAUAAUAAACUGCAGAAAAACUUUCAGUAAUUUUGUAUCUACUUUCACUGAAUGGUUUCUUACUUGCCUGUGACAUGCUCUAUUAUAGCAAGACCCAACCAGAAAAGUUAGUGAGGCAAAUGGGAGACAGACACAAAAGAAACUUAAUUGAAGUUAAUGAGACCUUAGGCUUCAAAUUGAGAUGCUGGAUCUAAUAUUUAGUUUUACUAGCUGCCUUUUAGUAUAAAUUUAAAACUCUGAAAGUAAUAAUCUUGCAGCAGUAGCUCAUGUAACAGAUAAGUACAGUUGGAUAACUCUUAAAUCAAUAAAGACUAUGGAUUAGGUCCCUCUAACGGCUUCUUGUAAUAAUGUUGAAAAUGCCUAGAUCUCCUAAAUAACUAAAGGGGUCACGGUUCAUGUUCUUAGCAUAAGGUUUUGUGGAUUUGCAAAGUGCUAGCUUUAACUUAAUAGCCUAGUUUUAUGGUCUGAUGGCAAUGAAUGAGAUGUGUCUGAGAGGCAGCUAGCAUAAGGAAAAUUGAAAUUAUGCAAGUGACUUUUCUAUGCUUUCAUAUACCUUAUUUUCUCCAGGUUGAGCAAAUUAAUUGUAUUUCUUCAUAUAAUGACUAGUUCUGUCAAGCAGCUUUUAAACAGCAUCUUUUUUAGCACAUGCUAAAAAAGUGAAUCUUCAAAGUCCUUGUGAGUUUCAUGAAGGAGAAAUGAACCUUAUGCCAACAAAAUCACUCACAAGUAGAACUGAUAAUUUUCUUUUUCAGAAACUACUGUUCUAACAUGGAAGUGUCACUAUGUCUGCCCUGAGUUAUCAAAAGUCUUUGAAUGCUGUUAAACUUCUGUACUCUGCCAUUCCUGUUCCUGUCUGCUUCCUGAAUAUGCUAAUAUGUGACUUGAUUCUGCUGCACACCUGACGUAGUUUGGAUAUGCAGCCAAAUUGUUUUCCUCUUCACUGGAAUUCUUCUAGCAUUCCUGAUCCCAAUUUGUAUGGGUCCAUCAACCCCCUUACAUGACCUAUGGAGUUAUGGAGCUGCUUGUUGCAUGUGUGCUGUCAUGGCAAGCAAAAUGGUGCCUGAGGAUGUGAGGGUAUGAGGAUGUGAGAAGCUGACCAGCUAUGGUGAAGACUGUGGCUUGUGAUUCUCUGCUGAAAAUGGUCUAUGUCUGUAGCAUAGUAAGAGCAUAUGGAAAUGGUGGCUAGCCAGCUUUUCCUAAGGCUGUGUCACUGGUAUGUGCCUUGCUGACAUAGCAAAGGAGAGGAACACAAAUAAUUUUGCUAUUCAAAAAAAGUACAAUUCUGUUCCUAAGGUGAAGAAGCCAACUACACAUGCUCUCUCCCCCUUGUACUGCUAAUCCCCUGCACUCAAUUUUAUUGACAUAAAGGAAAACAUUUAUCUUCCUGAUAUGCAAAUUUGCAUAAUUUAUUUAUACAUUUUUAAAAUAUUAUAAAUUUUAAUGCUUAGUAUGUGUUUGCAAAAGUAGUUUGUCGAGCUACAGAAACUCUGAUGAUUUCCUUAAUUUCUACUUUAUUUUGUUUCUAAGGGGAACCUGAAAAUACAGCUUAACAGAGAAAUUCCUGUUAGUGACAGUGCAGUCCUACAAAAAUGAGCAGAAAUCUGCUAAGCCAUCUAGACACCUCAAGUGUCUCAGUCAACUUGAGGAUAAUUUUUAAGAUAAAAUGUUAUUUUUUUUUUUCAUGACACUGAAAACAACCUUGGUAACUUAAUUUGCCAUAGUGCACUUUAUCUUGUACUUUAUACUCUGGGUCUUGAUAACAGCAGGUACUUUGAUAGCGAGAAUGGCUUUGUAAGAAUUCCCUCAGACAUCCAAUAGAAUGUCUGAUGCUUCUGCAGUCAACAGAGGAAAAGUAUCUAUUUGCCAAUAAGCUAGAAUUAUUUGUUUUGUAAUAGUUUAUAUCACAGUAGAAAUGUUUGGGGGUAUUUUAGUAAAAUGCAUUAUUAAAAAUUAAUAAAUUAUUUUUCAGUAUUA
Messenger RNA from Apus apus (common swift), 6848 nucleotides. RefSeq names its product zinc finger protein 770 (gene ZNF770). The record is from RefSeq and is a predicted model, not a curated record. Lineage: Eukaryota; Metazoa; Chordata; Aves; Apodiformes; Apodidae. The transcript is spliced from 2 exons. The coding region runs from base 259 to 2451 and encodes 730 amino acids.